Molecule: messenger RNA, 1210 nt
Organism: Pichia membranifaciens NRRL Y-2026
Lineage: Eukaryota; Fungi; Ascomycota; Pichiomycetes; Pichiales; Pichiaceae
Exons: 1
Coding region: 84-728 (214 amino acids)
Source: RefSeq, a predicted model, not a curated record
GGUCAACAGCAUGGAAUAGUCAUACCCUGUGUCACAAGGACAACACGUGAGAAAGAUAAAGGAACAGAAUCAAAAGUACCUCAAUGGCUGUUCCUCUACCUCAGUACGAUUCGGUGUUGAUGAGGGAACAUCUGUUCAGAGACACAAAUCAGCUGGAGGCGGUUCUCUCUAAGGAUACGGAUACCUUCAGACCGGUCAAAGAAGUCGGUCUAGGGCUGUUCAACUACAGGUUAGUGAACAUCGAUUUGGUAUCUGAAAGUGAAGGACUUCAAAGCACCUCGUUUAGAGAUAUCAUGGCACGUGCACUCAAAUUUACACAAGCUACCAUCAUUGAUACCAUAUUAUUUGUCCUCAUUGUAUCUCUAAUCUUACUAUUAUUUUCAUGGCUAUACCCAAAAGUUAACUUCAAAAAAAGGGGGUUUUCAAAGCAGGAAUCAGUUGAUCUAGAGAAUCAGUACAGCUCAUCAUCAAUUUCUGCGGAAAGUACCCAGUUCGAAAAAGCACAAUACUGCACGCAAUCCCCAGCUUCGUCUCUUUCGAACACGCAAGAUUCUCUCUCAUGUUUUAUGAGCUCUGCAUAUAAUGCCCCUGUGACACCCACCAGUUCUUCUGUUGAAAAGUUUAGAACUCCAAAAACUCCUGUAGGUAUGGGAGGUAUGAAUAAUUACACCAGGCUACCCGAGACUGUUGAUAGCAAGCUUUUGAUGAACCGUCUACGGAUCGAUUAAAAUAAAGCUAGAGAAAGCUCUGCCCUUUUUUCAUUUUGUCUGCAUAUCGAGCUAGCAUUUUUCUACUUUGCAAAGCAUGUACAAUGCUCAGUUCUUUGAUUUUCCUUUUAUGUUUCCAUCCCUUUCUGUUCAGAAGAACACUUAAUAUACUUGGAGUACCACCAAUCCGACUUUAAACUUUUUGCUUUGGUAGAUCUGCUUUAUGCCUAACAGGAAACGCCUCAUUUCCCCUUGUUCAAUCCCUGGCGCUCGUACCUGAUCGCGUAAAAAGGUACUACCGCCGCAGUUGCAAUCAAAAAACUUGGUCCACGUUCUUGCCGUUCCAGUUUCGAUCAGAGUUUGGCGAUCAAAAAAUUCCUAUACUGCAACGGAAAAAAUAAAGUAAUCUGAUAUCAGUGUAAAGGCCAAUUUUUUAGUCUCGUAAAACAGAAUUAACGCUUCUUAUCAGCAGAUUGUAGUUUAGAUAAGCCUCAAAAAGAAAG